Mangifera indica (mango) is the source of this 1891-nucleotide messenger RNA. RefSeq names its product putative E3 ubiquitin-protein ligase UBR7. The transcript is spliced from 6 exons. The record is from RefSeq and is a predicted model, not a curated record. NCBI's taxonomy places the organism in Eukaryota, Viridiplantae, Streptophyta, Magnoliopsida, Sapindales, Anacardiaceae. Gene Ontology annotation, cellular component: cytoplasm. Bases 381 to 1646 code for a protein of 421 amino acids. Gene Ontology annotation, molecular function: ubiquitin protein ligase activity; zinc ion binding.
AGUGUAGCAUUUCGUUUCAAAACAUAACGACAUAAAUCCAAAUCCAAUCCAAAAGGAAGGGAAGGGACCCGGCCGAGGGAUUUGGAGGGAACCCGAACAGAUCAUGUACUUUGGGGCUCGUUGUGGCGGGAAAAUAUCCGUGCAGCCCUUAAUUUUCCAUAUAACACCCUAAUCCUCAAUUAUCUCGUCAGUUAUCCUCGCAUGACAUAGAUAGACAGACUCUCCAGUCUUCGGAUUAUCCAAUAUUCUCAUCUGAUAUUCAAAUUUCACACUCAAAUAAUGUUCUUUAUUCCCUAAAAGACCCGGAUCACUGUUCUAGGCAGGAAGCUUGGAGCUCGGUGGAAGUUAAUUAUUUGCUUUUUUUUCACGGUUUGUGAGAAAUGGCUAGUGAGACUGUUGAUGACGGGGAGCAGACCAUUACAAUCAAAGAGUAUCUAAACGAGGUCGAAGAAGAGGAACUGGAGGCGGAUUUGGUUUUGGGUGGGGAUGAAGGCAAGGAGUGCACCUAUACUAAGGGCUAUAUGAAGAGACAGGCCAUUUUCUCAUGCCUCACUUGCACUCCAGAAGGAAAUGCUGGAGUUUGCACUGCUUGCUCCUUAUCUUGCCAUGAUGGUCAUGAGAUUGUGGAGCUCUGGACCAAGAGAAAUUUCAAAUGUGAUUGUGGGAAUUCAAAGUUUGGGGAGUUCUUCUGCAAACUUUUUCCUAGCAAAGAUGUAGAAAAUGUUGAGAAUUCGUAUAACCAUAACUUCAAAGGUUUAUACUGCAGAUGCAAUCAACUAUAUCCUGAUCCUGAUGUUGAAGAACAGGUGGAGAUGAUACAAUGCUGUAUGUGUGAGGACUGGUUUCAUGAGGAGCAUAUUGGUCUUAAGUCAUCUGAUGAGAUUCCUAGAGAUGAGGAAGGAGAGCCUUUGUAUGAAGAUUUUGUAUGUGAUGCAUGCUCGGCAUUUUGUUCCUUUUUAACCCAAUAUCCUCAAACCAUAUGGGCUGCUGGGGUUCAGCGGAGUGAUAGUGCUAAUACCAAAAAGGAUAAAGAUGUAAUGCAAGAUAUGCAUUCAGCUUGUGGUUCUGGAAAGCUUGAGAAUGGUAUUUGUUCUGAUAGUUCUGCUAAAAAGGAUGAUGUGAUGGCUAAAACUAAUUCUGAAUGCUUGUCUGGUGGGAAGGGACUUGAUACUGGAGAAAGUUCUGAAAGCAAGGUCAGUUCAAAUCAUUGCAAUAGUGAUGGUAGCUCACACACUACAUGUCAUCUUGGAGAAAAUCUGGUGUCAGAUUUACCUAUUUUACCAAAUAAACCACUAUUUCUAUCCAAAAAUUGGAGGGAUAUCCUCUGCAGGUGUGCAAAAUGCUUAGAUAUGUACAAGCAGAAACAUAUUGGUUAUCUUGUUGACAAGGAGGAUUCUAUAGCAGAGUAUGAAAGAACAGCAAAGCAGAAGAGGGAAGAAAAGUUGCAGCACCAAGAAGGUGCUGAGUUAAGUUUUCUCAAUAAAUUUGGUCACGUAGAGAAAAUGGAGAUUCUCAAUGGCAUCGCAGACAUGAAAAAUGAGUUCCGAACUUUCCUGGAGUCAUUUGACCCAUCAAAAGCAAUCACAUCUGAUGAUGUUCAUCAGAUUUUCGAGAAUCUUGCAAAGAAGCGCAGGCGACUAGAGUAAAUUUUGCAGUUGUGUUUCAAAUUUUAACUUAAAUCUUCUAUGUAUGGGUGCUUUCAGAACUGAGUUUGGGAGAAUUUGUUGUGAAAGCAGCCUAGUUUAGGUUUGUUUAAGUUCAUAAUUUCCCUGGUCCUGGUAUGAACCAUUUAAGCAUGUAGAAUAGUUUGUUUUACAACUUUCAGAAUCAACUUGGCCCUCUCUGUUUAUCCGCUUGAAAUGGAAUAUCCUGAAUCAUGUCAAUUCUAUGA